Cylicostephanus goldi is the source of this 248-nucleotide messenger RNA. The record is from the annotation of a GenBank genome assembly. NCBI's taxonomy places the organism in Eukaryota, Metazoa, Nematoda, Chromadorea, Rhabditida, Strongylidae.
AUGUCUAUCGAUGCACUACGCCUGGUCUCGGAAUAUUUGACGCCAACCGCCAGAGUCAAUCUCGCCCGAGCAAAUGCUUCCACAGCCAAAGCUCUGUCAAGAUGGGAGGACGUGCACAGCGUCUUAUUCGAUGACACAAAAGUCAUUAUGGCUGGGGAAGUGUUUCGACAUCAAAUCGACACGGGGAUGGACUUGGUAAGGACAUCUGCGGUAUUUGUAACUUUACUAGUGACAUUCUCUAAUUGAUC